CACACACAAAGAAGAUGGAGGGGAGAGGACAUCCCUACUUUGUGUUGUUCGUCUUUCAUCUAGCAAUGUCAUUUGUUCAAGGAAAUAAUCCAAUUCCAACUGCAGUUAUCCUGAGUUCAAAUAGUGAUUCCACAAUGGAGUUACAGACUGACAAAGUGGAUAUUAAUCCUACCACAGUGGCCGAUUAUGGUCCCAACAAUGUGGCCAUUCAGUAUACCGGCGACCGUAAGGAAUUAUGGGAAGGACGUGGAGAGAUAAUCAUCACUUGUAAUGCAGACUGUAAUCCACGGUGUAAUUAUUGGAUACGUCACAAUGGACGCGACGUAUCUACAGGAAAGGCAUAUGCGUUCAGCAUGGAUCGGAAAAAAUCGGGAGAGUACAGCUGCGCAGCCAGGAAUUCUGUGUCUACUUCUGCAAGUUUCUCUAAAACUAUCAUGCUCGAUAUUAAAUAUGGACCCACCAAUGUGACAAUUCAGUAUACCAGCGAUCGUGAUGAAUUAUGGGAAGGGGAUGGAAAAAUAAGCAUCACUUGUAAUGCAGACUGUAAUCCACAAUGUAAUCGGUGGAGGUUAUACCACAACAGACGCUGGUUAUCUUCAAAACAGACAUAUACCUUUGCCAUGUAUCGAGAAAACUCGGGACAGUACAGCUGCACAGCCAGGAAUUCUGUGUCGACUCCCGCUAUUUCCUCUAAUUCUAUCACGCUCAAUAUCAAAUAUGGACCCACCAAUGUGACAAUUCAGUAUACCAGCGAUCGUGAUGAAUUAUGGGAAGGGGAUGGAAAAAUAAGCAUCACUUGUAAUGCAGACUGUAAUCCACAAUGUAAUCGGUGGAGUUUAUACCACAACAGACGCUGGUUAUCUUCAAAAAAGACAUAUACCUUUGCCAUGGAUCGAGAAAACUCGGGACAGUACAGCUGCACAGCCAGGAAUUCUGUGCAGGGGACUAAUGUAAAGUCCUCUAACACAGUCAGACUUCAUCUCAAAUAUAAGACUGUCAGGUUAUCACCCAUAAAGAAGAUUUUACUUGAUGUAAACCGUAACCUUCCAUCCAAUGUUGUGUGUACCAUUGACUGUAACUAUGAAGGUUGUGAUUCUUCUACCAUCACGGUUCUGAGGAAUUCCGAGGUCUACAAUACGAUUGACACUAACCAGAGCAUAUUUCCAAGUCGACAAGCGCUUGUUUCCGAUGAUGGAAUUUAUAAAUGUAAAUUAUCUGACAACACCGAGUCACAUGAAAACUUUCAACUGGCCAUUCUCUAUGGACCAAGAAACCUCAGCAUUAUGAAGGGCAGGGGAAAUGCUGAUGCUGAAAUUGUUCUGAUAGAAUGGGAUUCUGGUACUUCGCUGACAUGUUCAGCAGACUGCAAUCCAGCAUGUAAGACAUCGUGGUAUAAAGAUGGGCAACUGCUGUCUCAUCAACAACACAAGACCAUACAUAUUACAUCCGAUAGACGAGAGUCUGGAAACUAUAAAUGUGAAGCCAGUGGAGUUGAAGGGACUGUAUCUUCUACACAAGUGAAAAUAACAGUUCAAUAUUCGCCCACGACUGUGAAAGUAAUACCAGACAGUAACGUUUAUUAUUCAAAUCGAGGAGGAAGACCACUGGAGAAUAUUACAUGUCAAGCGGAUUGUCUGCCAAAGUGUACCUACACAUGGAAGAUGGAGAAUCCGUACUGGCCGGACACAAUCUUUAAUACAGGCGACACAUUAUUUGCAAAUAUAAAUUUUACAUAUAACGAUAGUAGACGCUUUAAAUGUGCAGCAACGAAUGACGUCAGCGAAAGAGAAAGUAGAUGGAUAACAGUGGAAAUGAAGAAGGGACCGGACAGCGUAAGGAUUACAACAAAACCUCCACGUGGAAGACAACACGAACCGUUUGAAAUGGAGUGUUCGGCUACUUGCAAUAACGGAUGUCUAUCCUACAGUUGGUUCCACGAGGGAAAGUUAAUUCACAAUGGGGAACGUCUUCACUUUAGCACCCUUUUAAGGACAGAUAAUGGAGUAUACACCUGUACAGUCAGUGACUACUUUGGAACAACCUCUACAUCCUAUAAUUUGAACGUACAGUAUAAACCGAGAUUAACAGUUUCGAAUUUUCCACGGAUCGCUGCCCCUGGCUCGCUGAAGCUUAACUUUAGUGUUGACAGUUUUCCUGCAUCAAAUGUGACAAUAUUCCACAAGGAGGAGAAGUUGGAAUUCUUUUCCAAUUUCACAGGAGACAAAACGUAUAAAAUAAACAUUAGUUCUUGUCUAGAUGAAGGGAAAUACAGAAUUGUUGCUGAGAAUAUUGUUGGAAAGCAGUCCACCUCUAAAACACUUACUGUUCAGUGUGCUCCUAUUAUUAUCACGUCUUCAAAUACCACAAACAAAGGUUUUGGAAUUGGAGAUGUAUUGAAUCUGACAGUGAAGUUUAUGGCAAAGCCAAGCCCAAAUGCAUCAUGGACAUUUUUCUCAAAGGAAGAUGUGAGGAAAGGUGUUCCGAAAAUUCCUACAGCGACCGGAAAGGGCUUUACAAGUAUCAUUGUUAGUCAUAUGAGCGUACAUGAUUUCGGAACCUAUCAACUUACAUUGAAUAAUAAAUUUGGACGAAAUGAAACAGAAUUCAACAUUCAAGGUCCCCCUCAUCCACCCACUGAACUGACUGUGAACUGUUCAAACACUGCACUAAUCCAAUGGAAGCCUGAAUUUGACGGAGGAAGCGAUCAGAGAUUUGUUAUUGAAUACACAACCAAUGUAGCGUCAUCAUGGCUCUCCCACAAUCCACAUCCGGUGACAUCAGACAAUGUCGGCCAUUUAUCUGCAUAUAUCAAUUUUCUUCAACCCUAUGUUCCUUAUUUUUUCCGAAUCGUUGCGGAAAACCGUUUUGGAAGUAGGAGGUCGGGAUCAACUGUAAAGUGCACAAUACAAGGUAUAGUUUUCAAUUUAACAACACAUUUCUUCUCCAAAAACUUUAGUGUUGAGGGUAAGUAUGCAAAGAAAUAUUCUAAACUAAGCAAGGUUAAUUCUGGUUGACAUAUAAACUCAUGGUUCCAUACAGAUACAUUUAGCCAAACACAUGUUAUUGAUAUCACAUAUAAUGAACAAUAUGUAGUACACACUAGAGUGUAUACUUUAUGGGGAUCUUGAUAUAUUUCACAAAACAAUUCCUUAAAGUAGAAGACUGUGUUUUUGUUAAACCGAAAAUGAAUCUCGGUCCGAUUUCGGUUAGUGCAUCGAGUACCAAACAACCUACAAAUAGAACAAUGCAAAGACAAAAUUCAAGGAGCAAUUAAAAAGACAAAUUAAAAUAGAACGCAAAAAGCCCUUACAGAAAAUGGGCGGGACCACUGGAGGUAUAAAGAAGAAGAAAUUGAGUCAUCGGUUGUUUUUCAAGAGAUGGAUUUGGAGCAGAGAUUACCCUUACGGCGUAAGUAAUGCGGCAAACGAUAAAUACAAAAUAAUGACACAAUGGAAAUGAACAAUAUCCCUAUUUUUGUACAUCUCCCUCUAUCUUAGGUGAAGUUCAUGUAUCAAUAUUAGAUUCAAUAUUGAAUAGAUAACCCCAGUGGUACCUGACUAUGAAGUAAGUAUGAAGACGUGGCGAACGAGAUAGAGGUAUGGAAUGUGAAUUUGUAGGGAGUGUUGGGAGAUGUCGAAGGAUUGCAGAUUUUGGCAUUCUGGCAGACAACCCUCAAAUACUGUCAGAUUUUACGAGACUUUGAAUCUGACAAGUUUGGUAUCUCGUAUGUAUGGGAAGAAAGAUGUAGAAACACCUUAUACAAUCAAGCCCAUGAUAUGACGACUGACUCAAAGCACACAACGGAGAUAAGAGGAAAAAGCUUGGACUACCAACAAUAAACUGGCAGCAGGACUCUGUAAAGGCUGGGAGGCCUGUCAUAGCAAGGCAUAUUCUACAAGAUAUCAGUGAUGAAGGGGGUGAAAACUAUGGUCAUGGACAAUGAGUCUACUAUUAUUGGUGGAGUGAAGGCAACAAUGAAUCCUGGCUAAGCAAAAGGCUGACAGCAGCCAUACCGAAACGGAUUCAAAGGUGCAUAGGUACAUACGAGUAGUACUUAAGUACGUAAUUUAGAUACCAUAUUGAGAAAUGUUUCCUUUAUUGUAGGAGACACUUUGAUGUUGACCAGUUCUUACUUGUCUUGAUAUGUAACAAAAAAAAAAAAAUUGUUGGGGGUUGAAUGGAAAUCGAACUUAAGACCUCUACAUUACUAGUCCUUUGCUUUAACCACCGCGCUAUAUAUGUUGAUAUGUACUGUUAAUGGUGAAGAUAACGAACAGUGAUCAAUCUCAUGACUCCUAUAAGCAAUACAAAACAGAUAGUUGGGCAAACACGGACAAUUUGAUAUAUUAGAGGUGGGAUCAGGUGCCUAGGGGGAUUAAGCACCCCCUGUCGACCAGUCACAGCCGCCGUGAGCCUAAAACCCAAAACUUCAACACAUACAGAAAUUGUUCUUUCAAUACUUUAUGCAUAUGAUGAUGGAGUAUAGCUGCAUAGAUAUGACAAGUUGACAGUGGGGAAGCUGAGGUAAUCCCGUUUGUCAUGAUGUUGCUAGUUUGCCGUUAACAUUUAUAUUCAUCAUAAAAAUCUAACAACGAAGCCCAUAUGGGAUCUGGAAGGCAUUGAUGUCUUUUAUUUCGAGUUCACUGUAUCUGUAUAUGCCAAAUUCUUAAUAUUUUCGUUGCAAGGAAUUGUACUACAUUACAGUUCAAAUGAAAAUGUGAUGGAGUUAAUAAGAGAAUUAUUAUUUUGAUUUGAUGAAUGGUGUUUUGGUUUGCAGUGAAGAUGGUCGCAAUUUCAUCUAAUUCAGGAUACGUUUAUAGUGUCUGUUUAUUCAUACAUGUCUUUUAAAUAGCAGGUGAACAUGAGUCAUGUGGAUUGUGACGUAAGCAUGGACGAAAGGCUGUAGAUAAAAAUGGAUUCUGCAUUGGGAACCCCAGUCUGAUCUGACGUAAAAGUCACAUCAAAGAUAAUGGCAUAAGUAUAUAUGUUGCAAAAGCUGGUAAGGUUACAAAAAUGGGAUCAAUACCAACCAACUAGAAUUAAAAUUUCAACAAUGUGGUUUCUAAGAAGUCACCCAAACUUUUGUAAGUAUCAUAAUUUGUAUGCUGAAAGAUAUACCAUUAUGUUUAGGAAAUUGAAGUUACCCAUGCAUAUUGAAAUUGUCAUCAGUCAUGACAUUUUGAUAUUCCUUUAGUUUUACAGAGACUAGAUUCUCUGUAACAAUUUGUCUAGAAGCGAGGGUAAUAAGUAUAAAUCCAAGGUAAAAGAAAACGUGUUAUAUAACUCCAAGGUAAAAGAAAACGUGUUAUAUAAUGUAAAACUUAUACGGUACCAAUUUUGAUGCACCAGAUGCGCAUUUCGACAAAUAAUGUCUCUUCAGUGAUGCUCAACCGAAAUGUUUGAAAUCCGAAAUAACAAUGAAGUUUUAGAGCUAAAUAUAGCCAAAAACAGCGUGCCAAAAAAGUGGAGUCAAAUUCGUCUAAGGAUAAGAGCUAUAUGUAACUCUCAUGUCAGUUUCUUCCUAUGUGUUUAAAUUUGAAAUUUACAAGUAAACAAUUUUUUGGAAUUGUUUUUUUAGUUUUAGAAUUCGAUGUUGAAAGCGAACAGUGAUCUAUCUCAUCACUAUUAUGAAGAAUACAAAUUACGAGUAGGUCAACCACGAACCUUUGAAAAUACUAGAUGUGGGCGAUGUGCCUAGGAGUAAAUAUAUCCCUGUUAACCAGUCACACCCGUCAUGAGCCUUAUGUUACAUGCAAUUCGUGAAAUUAUCCCCCUACUAAAUCAGAAAUUUAAUUAGUAACAUUAAAGUUUACAUAAUUUAGAGAGUUAAGGAAUUUUUAAAACAAGAAUGUUUAAAUAACUUGUGUUAUUAGAAUAUAAGUGUGGUAGUUAAUUCGCAAUAUUAUCAAUGUAUGUACAUGAAGAAAACUAAAUACCAUGUUCUCUUUGAAUUCAUCCAAGAUUCUUUUUCACGUGCAAAGUUGAAAUGCAAAGUUUAAUAUAAUUUUGUUGAUUUGAUUAAUAUGUGAAUUUCAUUUGUAUAGCUAGUCAUGUCAUCAGGAGAAUUCGCUAUUAAACGCACCGGCAUACUAGAAAACAAGUUGAAUAAUCACCCUGAGCAAGUGCAAAGGAGCACAGAGCGCAAACGUCAUCAGCUGAAAUUUCAAAGAUCGGCAAAUAAUAGCAUAGGCUCUAAUUGCAUGGGUACACAUAUUUAACUUUUUCUAUUCCAGUUAAAAUGGUUGCAUGGAUGAAGUUCAUUGCAAUUUACAGGCAUGUUUUUUUUUUACAGUUUCCAUUACGCUCCAUUGCAAAGGGUUUGCUAUUUCCAGGAAACUUAUAUAAACUUUAUAUUGUUGUAUUUUAUAUUUGAGAUGAUUAGAUGAUGGUUGUCUUUGAGCCACUAACUGUUUACCUUGUUAAAGAUCAUUUGUCAUAAUGAGAGAUACAUUUUAUUGCAGGUGAAAUCCCUAAUUAUUAGUUCAGUUUUAUACAUAUAUCAUACAUAUGAAAUGGUAAAGAGGGUACAUUUAAAACAAGUGUAGCUUAAAUAUCUUUCCAAAUGUGUUUCAGCUGACGACUACAAUGGUAAUGGGAUUUUUUACACAGAGAGAGAGAACGACAUAGGAAAUGUAACGCUGUAGAGGGACUUUUUAGUGCCAACAGGCCAAUUUCGUAUGAUCUUCAACCAAGAGACCAACGGCUUGAUAAUUAACUAGAACGUCAGAAAUAAUCCAGAUGUCUGCGGUUUGUGGGGUGAAGGAACCCAGACAUCGUCCCAGAAGUCUAAAGGCAUUAGCUGUGAAAAUGAUGGACAUUUGUAGGAAGAAUGAUGAAACACAAUGGCGUGGUUGAUGAUACGUCUAAUGGAGCUGGAAGACUGUCUUCCUUUAUACAGUUCAUAAAUUCAUUUGACAUUAAAUCAUUACUUUUUUGUCACAAUGUUUUAACAUUUGACAUCCUUGUUCUUAUGUAUAAACUUUUUAUUUCAAAAUAUCAAGAAUUGUAUAAAGUUUCAUAAAUACUCUUAAAGUUGUCACACAUAUCUACAGCAAAAAUGAUGUUUCAGGCUUGAAGCAACAUACUCUAAAUUUACUUGUCAAAGAUUACGAAGCUCACAAUGCAUUAGCUGAUGAUGCUAAAACUUGAAGAGUAAAUUAAGUUAAAUUAAGCCUUUGUUUUCAUGUGUAAGGGGUGAUGUCUUCACUUUAAGCUAUCAUAUUGUAAAGUUAUCCUUCAAGUUCCUUGCA
This is a messenger RNA of Ostrea edulis (European flat oyster), 7250 nucleotides long. RefSeq names its product hemicentin-2-like. The coding region runs from base 15 to 3014 and encodes 999 amino acids. Lineage: Eukaryota; Metazoa; Mollusca; Bivalvia; Ostreida; Ostreidae. The transcript has 16 exons. The record is from RefSeq and is a predicted model, not a curated record. Gene Ontology annotation, molecular function: protein binding.